AUGACCUCAGUCGUUGAUAAAAGAUUGAGUGAUCAAUACGAGGGGCUUAAAGAAUGUGAUGAGGAAAUAAAUAAUAUUUUAAUAUCAGUAAAAGAUGAUUCAGCUUUGAAACAAUUAAUAACAACCGCAAUAUCAAAUGCAAACCAGAGCCAACUUCAGUCCAUAAAUGAGGAUGACAGAAUUUCAAACCUAAACCUCCUUUCACUAAAUCAAUUAAAUACUAAAUUAGAAAGCACGGAGAAACAUCUUUAUCAACUAAACAGUCUUAAUGAGAUCACUACAUCAUUUAAUGAAAUUGAAAAAUUAAUAAACAACUUGGAGAUAACACCUAAUUCAUUACUAGAUCUACAAUAUUUGAAUGACUUGUUUAAAAAAAUACAAUUGGAAUUAUCAUCUUCUCACAAUUCAAACUACGUGAUUUAUAAACAAAUAACCCGAAAAAUUGUCAGACAUUAUCAACAAUACAUGGAAAUCUUAAAUGACUAUUUGAAAAUAAUAAUUCCAAACGAAUUCUCAAUCACUAAUGUAUCCUUAUUAAAUGAUUUUAAUUCCUUUUUGAUCAAAAAUGAUUUUCAACUAAAAUUAUACAAUUCUUACAAGUUAAAGUACGACGGCAUAGUUGAUGAAAUUUAUAGAGGUUAUAACGAAAAGCUCAACAAUAAAUAUGGUAUAACAUUAAUUGAGAAGGAAGAUGGAAAUCGUGUUGAAAUGAAUUUUACAAACAAUGCAUCAAAUAGUAACGAAGAUAACAGCUUCAUUCUUGCAUAUGGUAAUUUUAUCAAAUUCAUAAAUCAAUUAAAUCAUAAACCAACGAAACAAUUUUUGAAUACAAAAAUCUCCAAAAACUUGAAUAAUUUAGUAUUCAAGAACAUCAAUACGAUAAUUAAUAAUGAUUUAUUGAUAUCACAAUUGAAUAAUCUAAUUAAGGAAUGUGAAUCAAAUGAUUGGAAAGUUUUGUUCACAGUUGGGAACAAUGAAACCAUUGAAGAAAAACUAAAAGAAUUACACUUGGAUUGGACAAUAGACAAGUAUAUCAACAAAAUUAGGGAUUUGAUAAAUGGAACCAAUUUUAGUGAAACAAAAGAAAUAGAAGACGAAUUUGAUUUAAUACAAGAAGAGCCGAAAAAUCAAGAAUUGAAUCUUAAUGGCAAUCCAGAGGAUGACAAUGACGAUGGAUGGAAUGAAAGUUGGGAUGAUGGGUGGGAUCAAGAUAAUGAAGAUGAAAAUAAAAUUCUGGAGGAAAAAGUUAAACCAAGAUCAUCAAGUACUUCUAAUGUAAUAACUAUAUCAACCUUGCCUGAAUCUUUGCUCAAUAUUUACAAAGACUUUUCAAACUAUUCAACAAAUUUUAAAUAUUUGAACUUAAGUAUUGAAUCGAUAUCACCUAUAAAGUAUCCAUCCUUAAAAAAUUCAUUUUUAAUCUAUAAUGAUCUUUUAAAACUAUCGAAAGAUAUACAAGAUUCAUCUUUCAUAACAUAUGCAAAUGAUAUGUGGAAUCAAGUAUUGAUUCAGUUUUAUCAAGAAUUGAAAAUAUUAAUUUUAUCAAUAAAUUUUGAGCAUGAAGAAGUUUUAGAUGAAGACGAAGACGAAGAAUCAACAAAGCAAUUAAAUGAUUAUAACUUAAAUCAAUUAAGUUUAAUUUAUCAAUGGUUCAGAAUAUUCUUCGAAGAAAAAAGCUUGAAAGCAACGAAUUUUCAAAAAUUCAAAGUUUUGAUAAUUGAAUUAAUUGAAUUUUGCAAUAAUUUGGUUAUAAGUGUCAUAUUAAAUUUUGAUGAUAUAUCAGAAUAUCAAUGUACUUUAAUAAGUUUGAUAAUUAGCAACCUUAACAACAUAACAGUAUCAUAUUUGAGUCUAAUAGAAACAACAAAAGAUGAAAUCAACUCAUUUAAUAAAUUAAAUAACAUCAACUUUUUAUUAAAUAAUCAUUUGAAAGAUAUCAUGGAUAGAUUUUAUAAUGGAGAAUUAUUUGAUUUAUCAACAAAUGAAAUAAUUAAAUUAUUAACUAGUAUAUUUUUGAAAAGUGAAAUUAGAGAUAAUUAUAUCAAUGAAAUUAUAGAAUUUAGAAAUAUGACUGAGGAUGACUGA
Messenger RNA from Lodderomyces jiufengensis, 2085 nucleotides. It is a transcript of the gene DSL1, whose product is annotated as Dsl1p. The record is from RefSeq and is a predicted model, not a curated record. The transcript has a single exon. Bases 1 to 2085 code for a protein of 694 amino acids. Lineage: Eukaryota; Fungi; Ascomycota; Pichiomycetes; Serinales; Debaryomycetaceae.